AUGUGGACUUGGACCAAGUGGCUGUCUUCAUUUGCUUGUGCCCUGAUCCUCCAGGCUAUGUUGUCACAUAAGCUGGGCCUGGCCUGUCAAGGGGAUGAAUUGCCGCGUGACUUGGUGCUUAACUGGUUGAAAAGACGGAUCCUGGAAGGCUUGGGGAUGCAUGAGCCUCCUCUGCCAGUGCCACGUCAGGUGGUGGACAGAGCUUUGCAAUAUGUAGCUCCACGAAUGACUAGGGAAACAAGAGUGGAAAGGAGAAGACACCGUCAGGAGUCCUCACAGAUCAUUCUGUUCCCAAGCUUUGAUUCUACAUGCAUAGAUAUGCCUGAUCACUCCUCUGAUGCUGCAUCUGGUCACUUCACUUACUAUUUUCAGCCUUCUCUGGACAGCCAGGACUCCGUCAUCACUUCUGCCCACUUCUGGUUCUAUGCAGGUGAAGCCAUCGCUUUCAGCAACACCUCUGCACCUCUCUUCAUCCUCACCCCUCACCAGGAGCUGCUCCAAGCAUCUGAAGACCCAGUCAAACGCAGUCCUGAUGGAUGGACCACCUAUAAGUUAAAUCGCCAUCUCCACAUUGUCAUGGCUGACGGCCCUUUCAUGCUGCAGGUCCGCUGCCCAGCUUGCAGUUGCUAUGGUUCAGAAGAAGCUAAAACUCCCUUUCUGCACCUCCAUGCUCGACCAAGUGGCCCUGACCGUUCCCGCAGGGCUCCCAAAAUCGUUUGGUCACCGGCUGCCAUCGAAAAGCUCAGCAGACCUGCUCCUGAGGACACUGGCACAGAUUGCAGAAGAGAACAGAUAGAAAUCUCCUUUGUGGACCUGGGCUGGGAUAACUGGAUUGUUCAUCCUAAGGCCUUUACCUUCUACUACUGCCAUGGCAACUGCUCCAGCUCUGAGCGCACCACCACCCUACUUGGGAUGAGCCAGUGCUGCGCCCCUGUUCCAGAGAGCAUGAAGUCACUCCGUUUCACCACCACCUCAGAUGGGGGAUAUUCCUUCAAGUAUGAGACCUUGCCUAACAUCAUACCAGAGGAGUGCAACUGCAUCUAA
Messenger RNA from Myxocyprinus asiaticus (Chinese sucker), 1044 nucleotides. RefSeq names its product inhibin subunit alpha (gene inha). Gene Ontology annotation, molecular function: growth factor activity; cytokine activity. Lineage: Eukaryota; Metazoa; Chordata; Actinopteri; Cypriniformes; Catostomidae. The transcript is spliced from 2 exons. Gene Ontology annotation, cellular component: extracellular region. The coding region runs from base 1 to 1044 and encodes 347 amino acids. The record is from RefSeq and is a predicted model, not a curated record. Gene Ontology annotation, biological process: SMAD protein signal transduction.